Molecule: messenger RNA, 2520 nt
Organism: Dovyalis caffra
Lineage: Eukaryota; Viridiplantae; Streptophyta; Magnoliopsida; Malpighiales; Salicaceae
Source: the annotation of a GenBank genome assembly
AUGGCUGCAACUGGCACUUCAUUUGUUAAAGUACAGAGGAAUUUGCAGAGGUUUACAACAGUUCUACAAUCUGCAGCUUGUGAAUGGUUUUUGAUCUUUCUGCUGCUCAUUGAUGCUGUACUCUCGUAUCUGCUGACAAAAUUUGCAAGUUAUUGCAGAUUGCAAAUACCUUGCAUGUUUUGUUCCAGGCUUGAUCAUUUUCUGGGCGAUGAAAAAUCUGGAUUUUAUAAAAAUGCAAUUUGCAGCAACCAUAGAUCAGAAAUAUCAUCAUUGAUUUCUUGUCACAUUCAUGGGAAGCUUGCUGAUGGCUAUGGGAUGUGUGAGGAAUGUCUAUUGUCUUCCAUUAUGAAAAGCAAAUCAAGUGCAGACAUCAACAGACUGUUGAUGGGUAAGUUUGGGUUUGACAUUGGCGCUUGUGGUUUUGAGAACUAUGUGCGGAACAGGGAACUUGUUUCUAGUUCUGUUGGUACGAGGAUGUGCUCAUGUUGCAAUAAGCCUUGGAGAUCAAGACAACCUUCCAACAGAAUUGUGCAACUGAAAUCACCUAGGAGUGGGAUGACUAAGCCUAAUAUUCCUAUGCCCCGUCAUUUGACCCACCGCGAAAAUAUAAAGAAAAUGCGAGAUAAUUUUCCUGGGUCUGUAACGUCUCACCGUCUUGUAAGGUGUGGUUACAAUCCCCGGUCUCAUGUAGCAUACACUGAGCUCAAGUUCACUUCUGAUUCUGAGUCUGAAUUGCCGUUUUCUGAUGAUGAUGAGGGCAGUAGUAUUGGUCACAAAAUGAAGGAGCUGAAGGAAGAGUCUAUAGUUCCACCCAAAACACUGACUGAUGGUAUAGCCUCAGAGAAGAUGACUUCUCAUUCCUUGAAAAGCUUGGCUUCUGAUGUUGAGCUUAACCAGCGGCAAGCUGAUCAUGAAAAUCAUCCCUCUGCACUACCUGAGCUUAUUUCUUUAGAUGAUUGUCCUUCUUCAACCAGUGUAAUGGAUGCUCCUGUUGGAGUGUCAUCAGUGAGAAGUGAGCUCAAGUUUCCUUUCUCUCAGAAUUACAAUCUUUCUGCACUCUCUGAUCUCAUGUCACUAGUAGUUCCCUCAUCAUUUAAUGCUGUUGAAGGUCCUUUGGAAGCAUCAGAUAGGAAGUCACACGACCCUGGGACAGGUGACAGACAAGACAUAUCCAUCAACAAGCAUAAGGAAAUUUCCAAAAUAACUGCAUCAACCAGAGGAGGUGGUCAGGUUGCUAAUGAAGUGCCUUCUAUAAAUUCACGUAAUGUGGAUCUGAUUGACAUGGGGAAGCCUGCUGCCAGUGGCAAGGAUGGAGAAUCAAGCACUUCUAUGGCAGAAAAACAGAAUGUGAAUGAACCUGAAAUAGUUGAUGAAAAUUUGGAGUUGCCAACAGAAAAUGUUUUUGCUGAAGGGCCUGAUUUAUCUUUGAAUAAUACUGUCACCAGGAUCGAAGGUCAUGGUGAUGAAUUGCAGAUGAAUGAUGCUUUGAGAUCUAAUGGAGUUCAGACGCUUAAGCCAGAGAGAGCUGAGUCAUCCAGUCUUGAGUCUCUUGAUGGAAGCUUGGUCAGUGAGAUUGAAGGUGAAAGUAUUGUUGAUCGGUUAAAGCGACAAGUGGAGUACGAUAGGAGACGCAUAAGCUCUUUGUAUGAGGAAUUAGAGGAAGAAAGAAGUGCUUCAGCAAUUGCUGCAAAUCAGGCAAUGGCCAUGAUCACAAGGUUGCAAGAAGAGAAGGCAGCACUUCAUAUGGAGGCCCUGCAGUACCUAAGAAUGAUGGAAGAGCAAGCAGAGUAUGAUGUAGAGGCUCUCGAGAAAGCUAAUGAUCUCCUGGCUGAGAAGGAGAAAGAAAUACAGGACUUGGAAGCAGAGAUAGACCUUUUGCGAUUAAACUUCCCCAAUGAAUCAAUGGCGGAGACCAUACAUGCGGAAAGUUACGAUCUGAGAAAUAUGAGUUUAGAGAAAACUCCCAAAUGCUAUGAUGAUACCAAUGUUCCUUCUAGCUCAUCGUUUAGGAAGGCCUUGAAUGAUAGUGAGAAACCAGCUAGUGUCAAAUCUUCUUUGUCAGAAUAUGAAAAUCAAAAAUUGCUCAUUUCAAAACGUUUGAAGAGUUUGGAGAGGAAACUUCAUCAAUUUGCAUCUCACGGGGCUUCACAAUUCAUUUCGAAUAGUGACUAUUCUGAGGAAGCAGCUCAUGGAGGGCUUAAUGAGAGAGAAUCUCUCAACCAUGAGGAUGCUGCAAUUGGCAAAGAUCAAGUUGUUAGUAACGAAUGUAAUUGUCCUGUUUUUGAUGGACAAAAUUCCUCCAAGCAACAUAAAGAAAUUGAUUUGGUUGUUCUUGAAAAUGAAAUCUCAGACCUUUAUGGAAGGUUGGAAGCACUUGAAUUUGAUAGGAUUUUUCUGGAGCAUGCUUUGAAUUCUCUUCAAUCUGGAAACGAGGGACUACAAUUUGUUCAAGAAAUAGCUCAUCAUCUGCAAGAAUUGCGGAAAAUUGGGAUGAGAAAUAGUGACCAAUCUAUUCCUUGA